Chondrus crispus (carragheen) is the source of this 321-nucleotide messenger RNA. The record is from the annotation of a RefSeq genome assembly. Lineage: Eukaryota; Rhodophyta; Florideophyceae; Gigartinales; Gigartinaceae.
AUGACAAUUUCAAACAAAAAUAAAAUAAGAAUAAAGCUUAAAGGAUAUGAUCAUCACUUAUUAACUAAAUCUUGUAAUACAAUUAUAAAUACAGCUAAUAGAACAAAAGUAAAAACGAUAGGUCCUAUACCUUUACCUACUAAACGUAAAAUUUAUUGCGUUCUUCGUUCUCCACAUGUAGAUAAAGACUCAAGAGAACAUUUUGAAAUAAGAUCACAUAGUAGAAUUAUAGAUAUAUACGAACCUAUAUCACAAACAAUUGAUGCUUUAAUGAAGCUUAACAUACCGCCUGGUGUAGAUAUCGAAGUAAAACUAUACUAA